ACGACUAGUAAACAGCGCAUGUUCAUUUCUUCUACUACAAAAGGCAUGUUUCUGUUACUCGAGUUGUGUGAGGCCUAUAGCUUAAUUGCGCCCUGUUUGUGGAAGUGAAAGAUGGCAGGACGGAAAUCACGGAACAGCAUAUCUGUGAAGAUGUGCCCUCAGCAGAGAGCUCGUCACGAAGCCUACAAUGAGCCACCUAAACAAACACAGAGAUGGAUGGAAGUGGCAAAACAGCGCGUGCGCGCGCAUCUAAAUCAUCAAAAAUCCUGUCAGGUCGGCACCUCCACUGCUGCUGCCGAGCGCCAAAAUCAACUCACCGCACAAUUAAAAGCCGCAGAGGCGAGGAAUCGUGUUAGACAACUGAGACUACACUAUCAAGAUCUAAAGGAGCAGGAAAUUAACUUAAUGAUUUCAUGCCAGUCUACUGCACAGAGGGCUGUACGCCUGGAGCAUUUACUCUCCGUGAGUCAGAGGAAGAUAAACCACACUGACUGCAUGGACCAAUUACAGAGACGAAGAGUUGAAGAGAUCCUAGAGGAUGAGGAGGGCCUGACCAUCAACCGCAGAUAACUGAAGAGACAAAGAAAAUAUUUACUGAAUGCUCUGAGACUGAAAAUACAGACUAUAUUGUGGCCUUGCAUGCCAAAUAUUUAGCAUGUGUUUGAUUGGACUGUCUUAAAAAUAGUCAACUAACCUUUAUGAGCAUACAAGAUAUGAACAGUAAAUGUGCUUACAUACGAUUUUUAUGCAUAUAUUUAGAAUUUAUACGCAUCUUUGUGUUUCCAUCCCUAUCCAAAAUGUGCAGGUGGAAAUAUAGCUAAUGUUGCAAACUUCAAGAAAUAUAUUACUACAACAGACCAAUAAAGCAUUUAUGUUUAGGGAUGUAGCUGAUUUUAAAAUUCCGGGUGAUACAAAUUAUUUACAGAAAAUGAUUUUAAUGUUAUUGAUGGAAAUUGAUAUUCUCACCCCCAAGGCGUCACGUAACUGACGCCUUGGGAAGCAUUUG
Molecule: messenger RNA, 1006 nt
Organism: Pimephales promelas (fathead minnow)
Lineage: Eukaryota; Metazoa; Chordata; Actinopteri; Cypriniformes; Leuciscidae
Product: protein LKAAEAR1
Source: RefSeq, a predicted model, not a curated record